Mustela erminea (ermine) is the source of this 2998-nucleotide messenger RNA. Its product is annotated as zinc finger protein 45-like. NCBI's taxonomy places the organism in Eukaryota, Metazoa, Chordata, Mammalia, Carnivora, Mustelidae. Gene Ontology annotation, biological process: negative regulation of transcription by RNA polymerase II. Gene Ontology annotation, molecular function: RNA polymerase II cis-regulatory region sequence-specific DNA binding; DNA-binding transcription repressor activity, RNA polymerase II-specific. The record is from RefSeq and is a predicted model, not a curated record. Bases 75 to 2240 code for a protein of 721 amino acids. The transcript is spliced from 6 exons.
GAAUUGAGGCACGGAGACAUUAAUAACUUGUCGAAGAUUUCACAGCUACCCUUCCUUAGAAGGACGAGGGCAAAAUGACCAAGUUCAAGGCAGUGUCUGGCAGCAUUUCUGGUGUUGCCAACUUGAGGGAGGCUUCGGCCUCUACUGCACAGAAGCCAGGGCUGCUGCCAAAAAGGCAGGGGACAACCCCCCCAAUAAGCAGUUAUCUGGCCCCAAAUGAGGCAGUGACGUUCAAGGACGUGGCGGUGGUCUUCACGGAGGAGGAGUUGGGGCUGCUGGACCCCGCCCAGAGGAAGCUGUACGGAGACGUGAUGCUGGAGAACUUCAGGAACCUGCUGUCUGUGGGGCAUCAGCCCUUCAUCCCACAUGUAAUACUCCAGUGUGAGAGGGGAGAAAAGCUUCAGAUGAGAAAGACAGCAACCCAGGGCCGCGGCAUCGCAGGAGACAAGAAUCUAAAUGACCUGGAGACUCUUCAAGAAAUUGGAUCAAAGUUCCUGCCACAUGAAGAGCUGUUCUGCUCGCAGAUCUGGCAACAGGUUACAAAGGAAUUAGCCCAGUGCCAAGAUUCCAUGGUCAGUAUUCAAGGAACUGGCUCUCAGUUGGAAAAACGAGCUGAUGUACUCUAUAAAGAUGAGGGGUUUGGUAAAGGCUUUAAUCAGAAUUCACGAGGAAAAACCUACCAGGCAGAGGAGCAUGAGAAAGGUUUCAUUCAGCGCUGUCAUCUUCAAACUAACCCGACAGCCCAUGUAGGAGAGAAGCCCUAUAAAUGUGAAAAAUGUGAAAACGCCUUCCGUCGGCUUUCAAGCCUUAGAGCCCAUCAGAGGGUCCAUAGUGGAGAGAAAUCAUUGAAGUAUGACACAUCGUUUAAGGGUUUAAGACAGAGGUCAUCUCUUCACCAUCACCAGAGAGUCUCCACUGGAGAGAAUUCACACAAAUAUGAGGAAUGUGGGAGGAACGUCGGGAAAAGCUCACAUUGUCAAGCUCCUCUGAUAGUCCACACAUUAGAAAAACCUUAUAAAUGUGAGGACUGUGGGCUGAGCUUCAGUCAGAGCUCAUAUCUUCAAGUCCACCAGAGAACCCACAUGGGAAAGAAACCUUAUAGAUGUGAAGAGUGUGGAAAGGGCUUCAGCUGGCGUUCGCGACUACAGGCUCAUCAGCGAAUCCACACUGGAGAGAAGCCGUACAAAUGUGAGGCAUGUGGCAAGGGCUUCAGUUACAGCUCACACCUUAAUAUUCAUUGUCGAAUCCACACAGGCGAGAAACCCUAUAAAUGUGAAGAGUGUGGGAAAGGCUUCAGUGUAGGUUCACACCUUCAGGCCCAUCAGGUGAGCCACACUGGAGAGAAACCUUACAAAUGUGAGGAGUGUGGGAAGGGCUUCUGCCGGGCCUCAAAUCUUCUGGACCAUCAGAGAGGCCACACUGGUGAGAAACCAUAUCAGUGUGAUGCAUGUGGAAAGGGCUUCAGUCGUAGCUCAGAUUUUAACAUUCAUUUCAGAGUCCAUACAGGAGAGAAACCCUAUAAAUGUGAGGAAUGUGGGAAAGGCUUCAGUCAGGCCUCAAAUCUUCUAGCACAUCAAAGAGGCCACACUGGAGAAAAACCAUACAAAUGUGGGACGUGUGGCAAGGGCUUCAGCCGGAGUUCAGAUCUUAACGUUCAUUGUAGAAUCCACACCGGAGAGAAACCCUACAAAUGCGAGAAGUGUGGUAAGGCCUUCAGUCAGUUCUCAAGUCUUCAAGUGCAUCAGAGAGUCCACACGGGAGAGAAACCCUAUCAGUGUGCAGAGUGUGGGAAGGGCUUCAGUGUGGGUUCGCAGCUUCAAGCCCACCAGAGGUGCCAUACGGGGGAGAAACCGUAUCAGUGUGAGGAGUGUGGGAAAGGAUUCUGUCGGGCCUCAAAUUUUCUGGCUCAUCGUGGAGUCCACACAGGAGAGAAGCCAUACCGGUGUGAUGUGUGUGGUAAGCGCUUCAGACAGAGAUCCUAUCUUCAAGCCCACCAGAGGGUCCACACCGGAGAGAAACCGUACAAAUGUGAGGAGUGUGGUAAGGUCUUCAGUUGGAGCUCAUACCUUCAAGCCCAUCAGAGAGUUCACACUGGAGAAAAACCAUAUAAAUGUGAGGAAUGUGGGAAGGGCUUCAGUUGGAGCUCAAGUCUUAUAAUUCAUCAGCGAGUACAUGCUGAUGAUGAGGGUGAUAAGGACUUGCCUUCUCCAGACAAUUUGCACAGGAAAGAAGCUCCAUAAAAUAUGUUUUAAUACCUCAAAUGGGUGCUGAAAUAGUCUAAUUAUCAGAACUGUCCUAGAAGACAAAGCAUUUUAUAAAAGAGUCAGUAUUUAGCCAGGGCUUGACAUGUCACAGUGGUUGGGUGACCACACAGCAGAAAAGCCUCAUGAGGGCAGUGACAUAAGGACUUCAUUCAGAACGUUGACAUUUAGCAGAUAAUAGACGGAAGUGAGGCUUAGGAAGGACGCAUCUGAUCUGAAGUUGACUGAAGGGCUGAGAGGGAAGUGCCAGAAUUUUAUAUUCCAUGAGAGUAUCAGCUCGCAAGAGCAUAGGGAUUUGUUGACUGCCAAAUCUAUUCCGUCUUCUCAGUGCCUAACACAUGGUAGGUAUUUAGUAAUGUUAAAUGAGUGAAAGGGAGAAUGGUCAUAUGUGAAAUUUUUAUUCAGUUCUUCUCUAAAAAUUUCUGUGAAAUGUGCUUAGAAGAGGAAUUCUGCAAGGCUUGGAGGACAUUUAAGUUGUACCCAUGGGCUUAUUUUCCCAACCCUACAGGUCCUGUGAACUAGUGUUUAUCAACCUGCCAGUAGGUCCCCAAUCACUUCAGUGGGUUGUGACCAGCACUUUUAUAUGCUAACAUUUUAUUGAGGUAUAAUUUGCAUGCAGUAACAUGCAUAAAUCUCAAUUUUACAACUUCAUGAAUUUUGACAAAUGUAUACACUUAUGUAAUCACCAAAAUCAAUGUAUACAAUAUUUCUAUUAAACCCGAAUGUUUCCUUGUGUA